AUGAAACUAAUCGAAAUAGUUGUAUAGUUUGAAUAAUCUUAAUAGGAAGAAAUCAAUUAAAAUAUUGUACACCUCAUAUCUUAAAGGUACUCUCUAAUGUAUUUGAUUCAAUAGUUGGAUGAAAAAAUUUAGAGAAUCUGUCAAAUUGGAUGGCAAAGAAAAUCUCCCCAUGAAACCAAUAAAUCAUGAUAUUGUUGAUGAAACAAAAGCUAACAUACUUUAGUAUUGCUCAUAAAAUUAACUAGAUAUUAAAAUGAAGUAUACAACUCCUUUUUAAAAGAUAAUCUAAGAUAUAAUGUCGAUUACAUUUACGUAAACGAAUAAAUAUGGUCAUAAUUGAAUGUAAUCUUGUUAUUAUAAUAUAAGACACUUUAUGGAGGUUACUGCAUCAAAAGAUAAAUUAUAAAUUAAAAUUAAAUUAACGAAAUGAUACAUUUUCACCUUAUUCCAGUUCAUCAAUCCCAAAAUUACUACAUAGAAGGAAUUUAAUAAUUUGAUUACUCUUGGAAUCUUUAAUAGGUAAUAUAGCAUCUAGAAACUGCAUUAUAAAAUUAAUUAUCAUUCUAAAUCCCAAAAAGAAAUUUCAUAAAAUUGUACACUCUCAAGAAUAAGAAAUAAGUUAGUUUUGUUUAAAUUGUUUAAGAACUCAAAGCGAAAACACUUGAAGUGGAAAAAAUAGAAGACAUAAUUUAAAUGCGUGAUCAAAAAUAUAUCAUCAUGGAUAUUAAAUUGUUUAAUAAGGAAUUCUUCUUCUAGUCCGAUUAAUAAAUGAAUGAUGCUAAAAGUGAAGAAUUUAUAAAUUAAGAAUAUAUUGAAAGUUGCAGAAAAGGAUUGUCUGUAUUCGAGGAUCAAUAAACAUUAUUAAGUUGCAUGCUUAAAUGUUAUGAAAACAUCGAUGUUAUCAGAAAUGAAAUUCUAUACAAUUAGAACUAGAAAUAUAAGAAUUUAAAAGAAAUACUAACAGAAUCAUAUUAUGGAUUCACUGAAUAUGUAUAUUAUUAAUUACUGGAUUAUGAGUUCUUUUAAGAGAAAUAAGUUAUGAUCACAAAAUCUAGAUAUGAUGCAGUGUACAUUUACAAUAAUGAAAACAGAAUCAUCGUAAAUAACCAGAAGAAUAUAAGAUAAUUGGUUGAAUCUCUAUUGGGCCAUCCUUAAUUGCAAUGUGACUUUAAUUCAGUUUUGUUUGAGAGCAGCAAUGAAUAUUAUACUGAAGAUAUAGACUUUACAAAGCCCGCAUAUGGUUUAAAGGAGGGUUAUAAGUAUUAAUUGAGAAAGUUGAUGUGGCAAGAGCAUAAUAUUAACAAUGAAGAUAGAAUAGAAAUCAGAGUUCAUCAAUGCACAUAUGAAAACAUUGGCUAUCAACAAUAUAAACCGUUUGCCCCCAUAUUAAAAUGUUAUAUAAGUUAAUGGCAUAAGUUCUAAGAUUUGCAUCUACUAAUAGCUAACUUAUUCGAAGAAAUAAAUUAUGAGAAUUACAAAGAAUCUAGAUUGAAUAAGAAAUAUAAACUAUAUUUCUAAACAGACUAAUAGGGUCAAAAGAAAUGUACUUAUUGUUAGCAAAAGCUAUGUAAUAAUUGUUAAGUUCCAUUUAAUGAGAAAGCUUUGAAUUUGGGUAGAAGAGUGAUUAACAUCUAUGUAAUAUAUGAAGAAAUACAACCUAUCAUUCCGCGUUAUUAACCAUAAAUAUUUGAUAAUUAUUUUCUUAGAGACUAUUUUGAAGUGGAUUGGGCUCAAGAUAAGAUCAUAAUUUUGAACAUCAAUUAAGAUCAAAUAAAACCAUAUAAUCUGAAAUAUUAUUUUGAUUCACGUAUGCACUAAUUAAAUAUUUCAGAUCUUUAUUAGUUAAAAGGGAUCAUAGAGAAAGUAACAUAAAAUGAAUAUUAAUGUUAUUGUCAGAAACAGUAGCAAUGGUAUCAAUUCACACAGAAUAAGUUCUAGAUAGUCGAUCAUCUGAAUGAUGAUUUGAAUGUAGUUAAAUUGUUUUAUAUAAGAAAAUGAUAUGAUUAAUUUUAUAAUAUUUAUUUAGAAAUAAUGUAAACAACAAUUAGAAAUAGAUAGCAAUUUGGACAAUCAUUCAAAAUGAACGCCUAGAUCCCAAAAAUAGAUAAGACUCCAGUCAAAAGAAGGAGUUGUGAAUGUUAAGAAUGUGGUUUAGUGAACAAAAAAAUGAAAUAUAUUGGAUAUAUUAUCUAAUAGUUUUAACCCUAUUUCAACGUCGCUCAUAAAUUGUUUGAAAAUGAAAGGAAGAAUGAUGAAAAGUAAACUAAAAUCCAACAACAGAAAUAGUUGAGAUUGAGAAAUAAAAGACAUAAUCAUAAUAAAGAUAUGCUCAAAAGAGCAGUCAAUGUUAUUACAUUUUAAGAGUCUUUUGCAAAUAAUAGAAAAAAAAAUGUAGAACUACCUCCUAUCAAUAUGUGUUCUUUAAAAGAAAUUAAAAAUAAUUAAUCCAGUAAUUUGCUAUAAAUUGUACCUCAAAGAAAAAUGUGGGAUAAACGAUAAACAACAAUAAAGUUUCAAUACUAAUCAAACACUACUCACAAUCAGAAAUGCUAAUUGCCUGCUACUCCAUUAGAUUCUCAUCUCGUUUGUAAAAUUAACAAAGUCAUCUACUAAUCAUUUAAUUUAAGACAUCAGUAAGGAACUCUUGAUGAUUUUCAGUUUAAACUAAGAAUCAAUAUAUUUGAUGAAAAGACAGAUCCUUAGCCAAUUAAGCAUCAAAUCCUUAUUCCACCUAUUAGACAAGAAGAAGACUACGAUGAAGAAGAGUCUAUGAUAGAAUCUGUUCAAUAGAUGCCUAUAAAACAAAAGCCUAAUAGAGAAGAAUAAUAUAAGCAAAUCUUGAAAUAUAAUAAAAGAAGUUUUGCUAAUUUAGUUGAAUAGGCCUAACUUACUGAAAGGAAAGCUAUUCAAAAUUUAAUUAAAACUAGUAUAGAUAUACAUUUUAAAUAGAUAAUAGUCAUAAAAUAUUACCAUUAAUGCUUGAUUAAUAACCUUUACCCAUCUAUAUGAUCCAUAGUAACUAUUUGGAUGCUCAAAAGACAUUCAGGAGUAUUAGACAUAUUAAACUAGAUAAAUUAUAGCCACCAACUGUAAAGUAAUAAAAUUGCUAAAUUUUAGAUCAUAAAGUCAGCAUGUUCAGAUAAUAAAUAAACACAAAAAGAACCUAACAGCUGGGUCUGUAUUGUUAAGAUUAUGA
This is a messenger RNA of Paramecium octaurelia, 3196 nucleotides long. NCBI's taxonomy places the organism in Eukaryota, Ciliophora, Oligohymenophorea, Peniculida, Parameciidae. The record is from the annotation of a GenBank genome assembly.